Molecule: messenger RNA, 1686 nt
Organism: Eremothecium sinecaudum
Lineage: Eukaryota; Fungi; Ascomycota; Saccharomycetes; Saccharomycetales; Saccharomycetaceae
Gene: ORC4
Product: origin recognition complex subunit 4
Exons: 1
Coding region: 1-1686 (561 amino acids)
Biological process (GO): DNA replication initiation; DNA replication
Cellular component (GO): nucleus; nuclear origin of replication recognition complex
Molecular function (GO): DNA replication origin binding
Source: RefSeq, a predicted model, not a curated record
AUGGAUGAGAUAGACAAUGAGUUUGGACCUAUUAAACGUUCAAGCACUAAGGUGACACCUAGUAAGAUUAUUAAGGACGGUUUGGAAAAUCAUGAUCAGGUACGAGCAUUAAAGAGAAUUAAGUUAUUUACGAAGGAUAUGCAUGAGCAGCACAAGCCAAAUGACGAUGAUAUCACUGAAAAGGAACGCUAUGUUUUAGAGCGCUUACCGCUGCAGAUACCGUUUGCCAAACCUGACAGCAUGACGUCUAAUGAAAGUACGGAAUCAGAGAGUUUGUCGGAAUUCCAAGAUUUGCGGAUUCACUUACUGCGGAAGUUGAAUAACACACUUCCAGUCGGCGACAGAACUUUACCAGCGUUUUUAAGACCGGCUGCAAUGGAAAUUGAGCGAACACUAAAGCUCUCGGUCAUUCAAAAGGAAAGCAAUUCUGUCAUUGUUGUUUCACCUAGGUCAUCUUACAAGACGUCAACAGUUAACUAUCACUUAGACGCACUAGCCCAGGACCAUCCAAAGCAGUUUAUAGUGGUUAGGCUGAAUGGAGAUAUACAUUCCGAGAACGCUGCAAUCAACAGUAUUGCCACACAACUCGAAAACGAGUUGUCUAGAAUACGUAGCACAAAAGAUCUGGAUUUUCAGCUCAGUCAAGGAUCGCUUACCGAGGUUUUUGAGAACGUGCUAAAAUUGCUUGACUCUGUAGCAGUGCAAAUGGGCCGUCGUCAGACGGCACUGCCUCGUGCAGAAAAGCUGACCGUUAUUUUUAUAUUUGACGAAAUAGACAAGUUUGCAGGACCCGUGCGUCAAACGUUACUUUACAAUUUAUUUGAUAUGGUAGAGCACGCAAGAGUUCCAGUAUGCAUACUCGGCUGUACCACUAAGCUGAACGUGUUAGAAUUCCUGGAGAAAAGGGUCAAAAGUAGGUUUUCACAAAGACUAAUAUACCUCCCGCAGAUUGCCGCUUUUGACGAAUUUCAGCAAGAGACCAAAAGUCUUCUCUCUGCUAAUUUGGACACACCAAAUGCCAGUCUUUGGAACACAAAAGUAGAAGCUCAAAUCAAGGAUCAAGAUUCCCCGCUAUCGAAGAUUGUAAAAGCCAAUUAUGAAACGUUCAGAGAUCUUGCUCUCCUAAGAAAUGCUGCUUUUACUUUGGUCAGCAGGGCAACUUCCAUGCAAUCACUACUGCAUGCAAUUGAAACCUGCGAAGAAAUCAAUGCCUAUAAUACAAUGCAGCUCUCUAAUAGUUUGCAUGCCAAAGUUAGAGCCCUUAGCGACCUCCAACUUUCAAUACUUCUCGCAGCUGCCCGUGUUGCCCUCAAAAAUGAAGAAAACGUCAACUUCAAUCUUGCAUGCGAGGAAUACACCAAAAUGGUAAAAUCAAUGAACUCAAGGAUACCUACAGUGGUAGUGGCCAACUCCAAAGGUGUUACACUCGAAAAUACUCCUCACGUUUGGAAAAAAAAGGACCUUAAGAACAUAUGGGAAACACUCAUAGAUCUAGAAUUGGUAGUGGAAAAGGGUUUGAUAGCUAUCCGUCAAUCAGCCCAAUCCGCAUUUCAAGCUACUAACCAUUAUACUGCGAACGGUGUGAUGCCUUAUGACUUAAAAACCUAUCAGGUUCCUAUAACACUGCAAGAGCUUCGAAGAAUAGUUCCGAAAUCGUCCAAGCUAUAUAGCUGGACCCAAAUAUGA